AUGAAAAAGGGAUGGGACGAGCCAGUUACACCAGAGUAUCAGAAAAAGUGGGCUCAGUUUCUUGCACAUUUGCAGGAUUUGGCUUCGCUGGAGGUUCCCCGAUGGAUCAGUGAUAUCCGGAAACCAAUUCACAUGGACCUCCAUGUUUUUUGUGAUACGAGCAUGAAGGCUUACGGAGUCGCUAUUUAUUGUGUCACUACGGAUUCUGAGAAUCGGAGGACAUCGCGAUUGCUUACUGCGAAGUCCAGAGUUGCUCCUCUGCAGAAAUUGACUAUCCCGAGGCUGGAGCUCUGUGGUGCUUUGUUGGCAGCCACUUAUGCGGAUCGUGUUAAGAAUAUUUAUGCUCCAGAUGCGAUGUAUUUUUGGUGUGACUCUUCGGUGGUCAUUAGCUGGAUUAAUCGUCCACCGAGUUCUUUCAAGAUCUUUUUUUCUAAUCGAAUGGAGGGAAUUUUGAAGUUGUCAACUCCUGCACAGUGGAAACAUGUACCAACCCAUUCAAAUCCUGCUGAUCUCAUAUCCCGGGGAGUUACUCCUCAGCAUCUUCGAGACUCUCAGCUUUGGUGGUUUGGUCCGAAAUGGAUUGUCCUCCCUGAAAAUCAGUGGCCUAUCUCUCCAGUUAAUUCUUAUUAUCCCACUGAGGAGGACAAGAUUAUGUUGACCGCUGCUUCAGAAGUAUCUUUUUUCCAUUCUUGGAUCAUGAAAUAUUCCUCAUCACCGUCAGUCCAACGAUUUGUUGGUCACUGUCUGCGUUUUAUCCAUAAUACCAAUCCAUAUAAACCGAAGCUAUCUGGCGUUCUCACAACUGAGGAAUUUGAAAGAGCCCUUAUCUGCCUCAUUUAUACGGAACAACAGACUUUUUUCAAAGGUGUUCCUGAAUUGAUUAAGAGGGGUGCGCUAUCAAAGUCUCAUUGGAAAAGUCUAUGCUCGCUUAACCCUUUCAUCGACGAUCGUGGGAUCAUUCGAGUUGGAGGCAGAUUGAAGAAUGCAGAUACCUCUUUCGAUGCCAAGCACCCCAUGUUGUUGCCGAAGUCACGUUUGGCCCUGCUUUUAGCUCGUCAUGAGCACCAAAGGAAUCUCCAUGCGCCACCUACACUAUUGUUAGCCAUUAUGCGUCUUCGUUUUUGGCCCCUUGGAGGAAGAAAUUUGGUGCGCAAAGUGGUACAUGACUGCGUAAGUUGUUUCAAAGCAAAGCCAGUUCCUACUCAUCAGCUUAUGGGUGAUUUGCCUCGCCAUCGUGUGACUCUCCAGAAGCCAUUCUAUGCUGUCAGAAUUGAUUUAUGUGGGCCAAUCUACGUGAAACCUGACAUUCCCCGACCCCGGGGAGCCCUGAGAAAAAUCUACAUUGUGGUCUUUGUGUGUCUUGCCACAAAGGCUACUCAUUUGGAAAUCGUCCAUGAUCAAUCUACCGAGGAGUUCCUGCAGUCAUUUCGACGUUUUUGUGCCCGCCGUAGCCGCCCUCAACAUGUUUAUUCCGAUUGCGGGAAAAAUUUUGAGGAAGCUAACAACGAGCUUGCUCGCCUACUUCAGCUGGAGCGCAAUCAGGAAAAGAUUUGCAUGGACACUCGGGAUGAAGGCAUCCUUUGGCAUUUUAAUCCGCCUGGCUCUCCACAUCAAGGAGGAUUGUGGGAGGCUUGCGUAAAAAGCCUCAAAUAUCAUUUGAUUAAGAUGACCAAUGGAUCUAAUUUUCCUGUAAAGGAUUUAUCAACACUGCUCUGCCAGAUCGAGGCUGUUCUUAACAGCCGACCCCUAUGCAAGUUGAGUGAUGACCCGAAUGAUGAUGCCUUCCUCACUCCUGGCCAUUUUUUGAUAGGAGCUCCCUUAGUAGCACUUCCUGAUCCUGAUUGCACGCAUCUCCCACUCAAUAGACUCUCUGGCUCACAAUUUUGUCAACGCAAAUUUCAGGAGUUUUCCAAACGCUGGCAUCGGCAAUAUUUGAAUACGUUGCAACAGAGAGUCAAAUGGAAGUCAUGUCAACCAGGUUUGAUGAUCGACGACGCUGUGCUGCUCUUGGACGAAACUGGAAGAUGGGUUCUUGGGAGAAUUGUGGAGACUCAUCCUGGCCAUGAUGGACAUACAAGAGUAGUUUCAGUACGAACCAAGAGAGGAACGUACAAGAGGGCCAUCACAAAGUGUGCGAAGCUUCCGACACCGGAGGAAAUGGAUUCCUGUUCCAACAUGGAACAGCCCGGAGAGGAUGUUCAGCAUUCUGCUUAG
Molecule: messenger RNA, 2214 nt
Organism: Phlebotomus papatasi
Lineage: Eukaryota; Metazoa; Arthropoda; Insecta; Diptera; Psychodidae
Exons: 1
Coding region: 1-2214 (737 amino acids)
Biological process (GO): DNA integration
Molecular function (GO): nucleic acid binding
Source: RefSeq, a predicted model, not a curated record